Astyanax mexicanus (Mexican tetra) is the source of this 2680-nucleotide messenger RNA. It is a transcript of the gene abcb8, whose product is annotated as ATP-binding cassette, sub-family B (MDR/TAP), member 8. Gene Ontology annotation, biological process: transmembrane transport. NCBI's taxonomy places the organism in Eukaryota, Metazoa, Chordata, Actinopteri, Characiformes, Acestrorhamphidae. Gene Ontology annotation, molecular function: ABC-type oligopeptide transporter activity; ATP binding; ATP hydrolysis activity. Gene Ontology annotation, cellular component: membrane. Bases 127 to 2253 code for a protein of 708 amino acids. The record is from RefSeq and is a predicted model, not a curated record. The transcript is spliced from 16 exons.
ACAUGCCUGCUGCUGCUGUCAUUGUUUAAACAUGGCGACGCGCAGAUAAACCCUUGUCCCCUCUCUGAGCUGAGCGCGGUAUUACUCGGGUAUCGUGUCCCCGGCGGAGCGGAGCGGACCGGGAGGAUGUUUCACUUCGUGCGCUGCAGUCGACUGGCUCAGGGUUCAGAGCGGUUACUGCGGUCCCGGUACAGCGCUACUAAACCCGGGGAGCUGCUGCUGCUGCAGCACAGCCGAUCUGGACAGCAAUGGACCAGGGCUCCAGCCACACACUCCACAAGCAGUACAGUCAUAAGACUGUGGGGUCAAGCCCAGAAAGUGCUGAGACUAGCUGCACGUCGGCACUCCAAGUCCCCCAAAGUGGCUCUGACUCUGUUUGUGGGACCAGCAGCAUUAACGGUCACUGCCAGACUGUUAGGAAGUGUAGCUUACUGUCAGGCUGAUUUCAACAAUAACCUUCCUCCUGAGAGCCAUGCCAAAGAGAAAGUGCCGGAAUUCAGCUGGGCUGUGUUGUGGGAGUUUGUUCGGCCACAGAUCCUUGCCCUCAUAGGGGCCAUUAUUCUUGCAUUUGGAGCUGCAGCUCUGAACAUCCAGAUUCCGUUGAUGUUGGGGGACUUGGUAAACGUAGUCGCUCAGCACUUGAGGGAACAUGCUGGUAAUUACAUGAGGGAUAUCCGAGCACCUGCACUCAAACUGCUGGGUCUGUAUGGUCUGCAGGGUCUGUUGACCACUGGGUACAUCAUCCUGCUGUCCAGAGUUGGAGAGAGAGUGGCUGCUGAUAUGAGGAAAACACUCUUCUCUUCAUUGCUCAGACAAGAUGUUGCAUUCUUUGAUGCCAACAAGACAGGGCAGCUAGUUAACCGUCUCACUGCUGACAUUCAGGAGUUCAAAUCCUCCUUCAAGCUGGUUAUUUCUCAGGGUUUGCGGAGCGUUACGCAGACGGUGGGCUGCUUUGUCUCGCUGUACAUUAUCUCACCAAAGUUGACGGGUCUCACUGUGGUGAUCCUGCCGUGUCUCGUGGGAGCUGGUGCAAUCAUCGGAUCAUUUCUGCGCAGACUUUCCAGAAAAGCACAGGAACAGAUUUCUAAAGCUACAGGUGUCGCGGAUGAGGCCCUUGGAAAUGUACGAACAGUAAGAGCCUUCUCCAUGGAGGACCGAGAACUGGAGAUGUAUGCAACAGAGGUGGACAAGUCAGCUGCGAUGAAUGAAGCUUUAGGAACAGGAAUUGCAGUGUUCCAGGGCUUAUCAAAUAUUGUAUUAAACUGCAUAGUUUUAGGCACUAUUUUUGCUGGUGGGUCCUUGAUGGCACAUAACGACAUGUCUCCGGGUGACCUCAUGUCCUUUUUGGUUGCGUCCCAAACAGUUCAGAGAUCUCUGGCCAGCAUCUCGAUUCUGUUUGGACAGAUGGUGAGAGGCAUCAGUGCAGGAGCUCGUGUGUUUGAGUACCUGGCUUUGGAACCAACCAUUCCUCUGAUAGGAGGAGGUCGCAUCCCUCACAAGUCUUUAUCAGGAAGAGUGGACUUCAUGAAUAUCAACUUCAGCUACCCAACAAGACCUGGCAACCAAGUGUUAAAGAACUUCAGCCUGACUCUUCCUCCCCGAAAAACUGUAGCUAUAGUUGGAGAAUCUGGUGGAGGUAAAUCCACUGUGGCAGCUUUGCUGGAGCGCUUCUAUGACCCGGGCAAUGGAGUGAUCAUGUUGGAUGGUCUGGACAUCAGGACUCUGGACCCCUCCUGGCUGAGAGGGGAUGUGAUUGGAUUCAUUAGUCAGGAGCCCGUCCUGUUUGGGACCUCAGUGAUGGAGAAUAUCCGCUUUGGAAAGCCCAGUGCCACUGAUGCUGAGGUGGUGGCUGCUGCCAAACAAGCCAACGCUCACAACUUCAUCAUAGGUUUUACAGAGGGCUACAGCACUGUGGUGGGUGAGCGAGGUGUGACUCUGUCAGGUGGUCAGAAGCAGAGGAUUGCCAUCGCUCGUGCUCUUAUUAAAAACCCCAGCAUCCUGAUUCUGGACGAGGCCACAAGUGCCCUGGAUGCCGAGUCAGAGCGAGUGGUCCAGGAGGCGCUGGACAGGGCCACCACAGGACGCACUGUGCUCAUCAUCGCUCACCGCCUCAGCACCAUCCAGGGGGCUGACAUCAUCUGUGUGAUGAGCAACGGCAAGGUGGUGGAGACUGGAACCCAUCUGGAAUUAUUGAGCAAAGGGGGUCUGUAUGCUGAGCUGAUCAGAAGACAAAGAUCUAAUGGCCAACAAUGAAUCCGUGAUGUGGUGGAAGUGCAGCACUACAGUCCAAAACACUGACUGGUCUUGUUCAUAGUUUACUGGAUGUAAACAAAACCUUUUAAUUACAUUUCCCUGUAUGAUGUGUUAUCAGGGUGAUUUACUACACUACUUGUAGAUCAAAGGAUUGUGAAUUGUGAGAAAGUUUUGAGCUCAGGAUUGGAGUAGUUUUGAAUGAGCGGUGUUUCUAAGCAUUAUAGAGCAUACUGUCUACUGACUGUAAGUAUUUUAGUAAUAUAUUUUUUAAAUAAUAUGUAGAAUUACAUGUUUUAUGUACAUGAAUGUAUAGUAAAGUGUAUGUGUUAUAAUGAAUUUCAGAAAGAAUGCCUGAGUAAACACGAGGGUUAAGAUGUAUAUUUGAUGUAACUGGAGUAUUGUUAAUAAAUAAAACUGAUUUAUUACA